GACGCUUUACAAACAGAAACAGAUUUUGCCGUUCACGACUCUUCACCAAUUGUCGCAGAAGCCAGUUUUAACCUAACUACAUCAAUAUUAUUGAGCAAGUGAACCGCAGUAUCUGCUGGCACAACUACAAACAAGAGGUUGACAACAACAGUUUGGUUAGCUGUGCCGAAAUGCCUUUGCUAGUGACAGACUACUCAUGGACACAAACAGACACGACGGUUUACAUACAUGUGCCUUUGAAAGGAGCGAGAGUUGGCAAAGUGGACAUUCUCUCUACAGAUGAAUACCUCAAGGUGCAUUACCCACCGUUUUUGUUUGAAGCCUUCCUGCUUGAACCUGUCAACGAUGACAGAAGCACAGCAAAGGUUGGAAACGGAGUUGCAGUCAUCAGUUUGCCGAAGAGAACCAACAAAUUUUGGAAGCAUCUGAUGAUAAAUACAAAUGAUAAAGAAAAAAAGAAGGAGGUCAGAGAAAGAGCUCUGUUGAAAUACCAGGAAAAGCUUUCUUCAGAGUCCAGGUCCAAAGCAGAGAAACAGCACACAGAGAAAAAGUAUGCACUGGAGACAAUGAUGAAGCUUGAAAAGGAGGAAAGGGACAGCAUCCAGAAAAUGAGGGACACUGAGCAAGAGAAAACCACAGCAGAGUUGGGAGUAUGGCAACUGAGACGGAAACAAAAAGCAGAGGAAGAAGCCCCAGUAAAACUGCAUAGUCAGAAAGACAAUCAAAACGAACUGAAAGCUAUGAUGGAGAAGCAAGAAAAUGGAUCUUCAGAUAGAAGAAAUGUCAAACUGGAUCAAAGUGGCAGUGAAGCAAAGUGCAAGAAAAAACAAGCGCACCUGCCUGCUCCAAGACUUGUUGGAAACAUUCAAGUCACAUUUACCCCACGAGUUUUCCAAACAGCCCUCAGGGAAUCAAGAGUGCAAGAGGAGGAAGAGUGGCUCAAAAAACAAGCUGAAGCCAGGCGUGCAUUAAAUGCAGAUGUUGAAGAGCUGAAAAACCUAAAGGAGGCAGACAGGAACCCUGACAGGUUAAAGGACAAAGGAGACAAAUGUUUUGCAACUGGGGACUACCUGAGUGCAGUGAAUGCCUACAACUUGGCUAUCAAGCUCAACAGAAAGAUCCCAGCUCUGUAUUCAAACAGGGCUGCAUGUCAUCUGAAGUUAAGAAAUUUUCACAAGGCCAUUGAAGAUUCCUCUCAGGCACUUGAUCUGUUGACUCCACCAGUUGGUGCCAAUGCAGCUGCCAGAGCCAGAGCCAAUGUCCGAAGAGGAUCUGCUUUCUGCCAGCUUCAGCUCUAUUCAGAAGGGCUUCAAGACUUCCAAGCUGCUCUAAAGAUUGACCCUCACAGUGAAGCACUGCAGGCAGACACCCAGAGAAUACAAGACAUUAUUCUAGGCACUGUAGCUAACCCUGAAACAAAGUGAGACACAGAAAAUAUACUGUACAUAUUAUGUAUGGCUGCUUAUUGUUUGUGUUUUUUGUCUGUUAAUCAGUGAUUUAACAAAUGAUAAAAGUCAAAUGAUAUGUGUAAUCCCUGCUGUAGCCAGUGAGAGACAGGCUCCAAGCCUGCUGAUUUACUGCAAGAUGGAAAAGGUAUGCUUGCAACAGACUUGAACAAAC
This is a messenger RNA of Xiphias gladius (swordfish), 1620 nucleotides long. RefSeq names its product dynein axonemal assembly factor 4 (gene dnaaf4). Gene Ontology annotation, molecular function: nuclear estrogen receptor binding. Lineage: Eukaryota; Metazoa; Chordata; Actinopteri; Istiophoriformes; Xiphiidae. The record is from RefSeq and is a predicted model, not a curated record. The transcript is spliced from 9 exons. Gene Ontology annotation, biological process: heart development; inner dynein arm assembly; outer dynein arm assembly. Bases 171 to 1424 code for a protein of 417 amino acids.